UUGGCUUUCAGGAGUUCAGUCUACCGUUGCUAUCGGAAGAGAGAUCACCACUCUACAGCACAACACCACACAACUAUACAAACAUGUCUCUGGAACGCCAAGUCCGCGCUAAGCUCGCUUCCAAGCGUUGCCCCGAACAAGAAAAGGAGGCCCAGAACUGGAUUGAAACCGUCCUCGGCGCUAAAUUCCCCCCUGGUGAACUUUUCGAGGAUGUGCUCAAGGAUGGCACCGUUCUCUGUCAGCUUAUCAACAAGAUUAAGCCCGGAUCUGUCAACAAGAUCAACACGUCUGGUGGACAGUUCAAGAUGAUGGAGAACAUUACCAACUUCCAAGCAGCCAUAAAAGCCUACGGUGUCGUAGACAUCGACGUAUUCCAGACCGUUGACCUUUGGGAGAAGAAGGACAUCGCACAGGUUGUAAGCACGCUCUUUGCUCUUGGACGCGAGACAUACAGACAUCCCGAAUGGAAUGGCCCAUACCUUGGACCCAAGCCUUCCGAAGAGUGCAAGCGUGACUUCUCUGAAGAAGUACUGAAGGCCGGUCAAACCAUUGUCGGUCUCCAGGCUGGUUCCAACAAGGGCGCCUCACAGUCAGGACAGAACAUGGGCGCUGGACGCAAGAUCCUUCUCGGCAAGUGAAGACCACGGCCUAUCCCAACCAGUGAUAUUAAUAUUAAGUUAAUUUUGUAUUAAACUGUGUGCACACGGACGCUGUUGCAAACUCGUGUAAUUCUAGUCAUGCGUGUUGUGUAAGAUUGUGCGUUCUCUUGGCUAACAAGAGAUCCAGAUGAAUUACCUAUUAGAACCUGGUAUAAUCUAAUACAUUCACGUAGCACCAAGUUGGAUUCAAAUCUAGGAUAAGAAAAUUUAUUUAUUUCCAUUUAUUAUAGCCUUUUUAUAAUAAAAUAUUUUUGUAUCUA
This is a messenger RNA of Pararge aegeria (speckled wood butterfly), 919 nucleotides long. RefSeq names its product muscle-specific protein 20 (gene Mp20). The record is from RefSeq and is a predicted model, not a curated record. Bases 84 to 638 code for a protein of 184 amino acids. The transcript is spliced from 4 exons. Gene Ontology annotation, molecular function: protein binding. Lineage: Eukaryota; Metazoa; Arthropoda; Insecta; Lepidoptera; Nymphalidae.